Molecule: messenger RNA, 774 nt
Organism: Laccaria bicolor S238N-H82
Lineage: Eukaryota; Fungi; Basidiomycota; Agaricomycetes; Agaricales; Hydnangiaceae
Exons: 4
Coding region: 1-774 (257 amino acids)
Source: RefSeq, a predicted model, not a curated record
AUGGCGAAUAAGGCAGCAAAACUUGACGAUGCCACAUCUUUUCUUCCAGCCUAUGCUCUGCAAUCUGAUGUCGACAUCUCUUCAGUCGCUCUGACUGGAAUGAAGCAAUCGGGCCUGUGUGUAACGAAGAGUUCUGGCUUCGAUUUUCACCCAGAUGACUCCUAUCCAAUUCUCGACACCAAGCUUCAGGCCCUUUUCCCUAAGCUAUUCACAUGGCUCUGGAAAGCGGAACCUGAUGACGCUACUACUUCUUCCUGGCUAAUCUGCAUGAAACCUCCUCGUAGGAACCUCGCUGUAUAUUCUGAUGACCGAUUGCCCACUGGUAUGGACAUUAUUGACGCUUGUAAGCUUGCAAAUACCAAGGUUGGUGUCUCCCACCGGACACUCUUUCUGGUAACUCGUUAUCCUGUUCCUGCAGCAACACUCCUUGAGUGGAAACCACGAAUUUCAUUGGCCCAGGACCCUGUCGUUAACAAAGACUCAGAUGUCGACGACACUGAUAAUGACACCCCCAGCCCUACACUCAGCGCCAUCCCCUUACCCUGCACCCAACGAUCUUUGCGACCUCGCCAUGUCAGGAGUGAAGAUGAGGUAGAACAGGAUAUAAUCAGCAUCUCAAGCAUGUCCGAUGGUGAAUCGUCAGCCCCAGCACCUAAGAUCCCUAUUCCUGUCACCAAGGCCCCCACCAUUUCAUCCAUCGAGGUGAUGCAGGAUUUCUUUCACUCGUCCUUCAAUUUUGACAAUGAGGAGAAUCCUUGGGUCCCUAGAGCGUAG